UGUUUUUUCCUACUCAACCCAGUGUGAAGCAAACAAAGGCGAUGCAAAACUUGAGAGGUAAAUAUUGUCACUUUCACCUCAUUUAGUUGCUCACUGGGAUCACAUCAUUACUCACCAUCCAUUCUCUGCAUGCAUUGAAGAGCAGGGAAUUUAUGGCCAGUAAUUUAAUGUCACAUUAUUUUUGCCAAGAGGAUUUAUUGGACCAGAUCGUUUCUGUUAUGUCUGCAUUUUCUUGUUAAGUCCUUUGAGGGAUUCUAUGUGAUUUACACUUGACUUCAUUUGGGGAACUGAUAGCCUCUGUGAUCUACCAAGCAACUAAACUAUUUUGGCCUGACUGCUUGCUCUCUUCUCUGAGUAUCAGAUUUAAGAGGAAAAGAACAAGAGAGGAAACCACACACAGACCAACAGAUCACAUCCACCUGUCCACAGAAGUUACAGAUGAGGUUGCAUCAGAAUCCUCAGCCGCUUGCCUGUCCUCAGAUGACUGCAGAAUGGAGCCUGGUGCUGGUCCUUUCAUCGAAGCCACAGUCCCGAAGGUUCUCCAUGAUGAGCUGAAACUCAAGUACAGCCAACUUUCUGCAGAGUGUGUCAACCUGCGUUCAGAGAUCAACAAACUGAAAUCAGAGAAGGAGGAACUAAAGGAAACACUCAGAAAAACACAGUUUUCCUUUAGCUCUAUCAAGAGCAAAGCGGUGCAUGUUCUGUUUUUCACAGGUCUGACCAGUGUCAUUUUUGAGUGGUUGAUUCAGAAACUUAAAGGCAGUGUAGAGGUUGUGCGUAGCUCUAUGAACCUAGAGGACCAUCUAUUAGUUACCCUAAUGAAACUAAGAUUAGGACUCAGCAACAAGGAUAUUGCUUUUAGAUUUAAUGUCACAGAAUGUGACGUCUCGAAAAUUUUGAGAAGUUGGCUCCCUGUCAUGUCUGCGACUUUAAAACCUCUCAUUAAGUGGCCAAGCAAGUAUGCAAUAUUAAAGAAUAUGCCAAAAUGUUUUAAACCUAAAUAUAAGCGUUGCAGGUGCAUUAUUGACUGCACAGAAAUUUUUAUAAACAGACCCACAAAUUUAACCUCCAGAGCCCAGACGUACUCAACUUAUAAAAGCCACAACACUGUAAAAUAUUUAGUUGGCAUGUCACCUGCAGGAGCCAUUACUUUUCUGUCGGCAGGUUGGGGCGGGCGUGUUUCCGAUAAACAAAUUACAGCAGAGUCUGGAUUUUAUGACCUUCUAGAGCAUAAUGAUGAGAUUCUAGCAGAUCGUGGUUUUACCAUCAGAGAUGAGCUUGCCACACGCGGUGCCACCCUUAAGAUCCCUCACUUUACCAAAGGUAGGAAGCAGCUCUCUGCUCAAGAAGUUGACACAUCAAGGCGUUUGUCUAAUGUGAGAAUACACAUUGAAAGAGUAAUUGGUAGAUGGAAAAACUUCAAAAUUCUGACAACUGUUAUUCCACUCACACAGGUUGACCUCUUAGAUGACAUGGUGAUUGUGUGUGGAGCAUUAACAAACCUCUGUAAAUGCAUAGUCCCAAGAAGAUAACUUGGAGUGGUUAACUUUUUUUUUUUAAUUAUUAUUUUUUAGGUGGUGGUGACCGCAACAAAACAGAGAAGGAUCACUGAACAAUUAAGUAAAUUACAUUAAUAGACUAUGAGUAAUAAUAUACAUAU
Rhinichthys klamathensis goyatoka is the source of this 1660-nucleotide messenger RNA. RefSeq lists its product as uncharacterized. The transcript has 2 exons. The record is from RefSeq and is a predicted model, not a curated record. NCBI's taxonomy places the organism in Eukaryota, Metazoa, Chordata, Actinopteri, Cypriniformes, Leuciscidae. Bases 492 to 1532 code for a protein of 346 amino acids.